Rhinocladiella mackenziei CBS 650.93 is the source of this 1074-nucleotide messenger RNA. RefSeq lists its product as uncharacterized. The transcript is spliced from 2 exons. Gene Ontology annotation, molecular function: oxidoreductase activity; zinc ion binding. The record is from RefSeq and is a predicted model, not a curated record. NCBI's taxonomy places the organism in Eukaryota, Fungi, Ascomycota, Eurotiomycetes, Chaetothyriales, Herpotrichiellaceae. Bases 1 to 1074 code for a protein of 357 amino acids.
AUGUCUUCUUACAAGAUCCCUACUGAGCAAUGGGCUCAAGUCAUCGACAAGGCCGGCGGCCCCCUUCAAUAUAAGAAAAUUCCAGUUGCGAAGCCCGGCCCAGAGGAGGUGCUCGUCAACAUCAAAUACUCUGGCGUCUGCCAUACCGACCUCCACGCUGCCAAUGGCGACUGGCCCAUCCCAACCAAACUGCCUUUGGUGGGUGGUCACGAAGGUGCUGGCAUUGUCGUGGCCCGUGGUGAACUCGUUACCGAUGAUAUCUGCAAGAUUGGUGAGGCCGUUGGUGUGAAAUGGCUGAACGACUCUUGCUUGUCCUGCACAUUUUGCAUGCAAGCCGAUGAACCUCUCUGCCUGACCCCCAAACUCUCCGGCUACACCGUCGACGGUUCCUUCCAGCAAUACUGCAUUGCUUCUGCAAGACACGUUGCUCACAUCCCCGAAGGUAUUCCUCUCGACGAAAUCUCUCCAGUUCUUUGCGCAGGUAUCACUGUCUACAAGGGUUUGAAAGAAUCAGGGGCCAGACCAGGCCAGACCGUUGCCAUUGUUGGCGCUGGUGGCGGGUUGGGCUCUCUGGCACAACAGUAUGCCAAAGCGAUGGGAUUGCACACUAUUGCAAUUGACACUGGAGAUGAUAAGAAAGUUCUUUGCCAGAAGAUGGGCUCAGAAAUCUUCAUCGACUUCGCUAAAUCCAGCGAUAUUAUUAAGGAUGUCAAGGCUGCCACCAAGGAUGGUCUCGGCCCACACGCGGUUAUCCUCGUCGCUGUGAGCGAAAAGCCUUUCCAACAGGCGGCUGAAUACGUUCGCCCCCGAGGAACCGUCAUUGUGAUUGGUCUUCCAGCCAAGGCCUACAUUCGUGCCCCGGUUUUCGAGUCCGUGCUGAAGAUGAUCAGAAUCCAGGCCUCUUAUGUCGGUAACCGACAAGACAGUGAAGAGGCAUUGGACUUCUUCGCUCGUGGAUUGAUCAAGGUGCCAUUCAAGACGGUGGACUUGAAAGAUCUUCCCAAGGUUUACGAGAUGAUGCACGCCGGCCAAGUCGCAGGACGAUAUGUGCUGAAGAUGCCAGACCCAGAAUGA